AUGGGGAUACAACACCUCCUGCUACUUUUGAUAUAUUUGGACCCUUUGAAUGUACUCAGCGCAGCCACGGGCAAGAAGACUAAAAAUGCCCCAAAGCGGACAGCGAAGGCAAAAGAAGUUAACAACACUGUCGCUUCCACUGAGAUGCCCCAGAAGAUAACGCAGCUCCAGUCGCCUUCGGUGAUCGGUGAUCAUGACAUGUGCCUGGGUUACUUCGACGUCAGUGGACAGUACGACAAAGAAUUCGAGUGCAACAACACAGAUCAUAGGUACUGUUGCGGAAGCUGUUACCUGCGGUUUUGUUGUAACGAAAAAGCAAAGCGCUUAAGUCAGAACAAAUGCAGGAAUUACGUGACUCCAGACUGGAUGAUAAAAACUCCAUCUCCCUCCCCCACGCCAACAGGAGACACAUACGACCCAGAACUGGAUCAAACAAACACUACCGUCUAUGUCACAUGUGGCGUGAUAGCGUUGAUAAUCGCAAUAGGAGUUUCUGUAAAAAUCGCAUACGACAAAGUUAUAAACCCCCCACAGGAAAUGAACGUCCACAGAGCGCUGGCGGACAUCAUGAGACAGCAGGGCGCUGUUCCUUCCCAACAGUACGAGCACGAAAACAUCGCCGCGAUUGACAACUCGCCCCAGGAGAACACGCCCGUGCGGACAUCAAAGAAUCACUACACGCCGGUCCACGCCAAGCCCAAUCACGGCCACUAUGGGAAAGAGUUGUUCCGCCAAGCCAGCCAAGAUCCCCACAACUUCAUCUCCUCUGGGUUUGUGACACUUGGACGAGGGCAUCUCAAAGCCCAGCAUUCAGUUGACGAGUUAGGCAUAUCCUGGAGGGAUAAUCUGGACGUUCCCCUCUCCUACAAGCUCCACACCAGUGUCCUGCGCCUCCACCCGCACACCACCCAUAGCUGCUCCAUCAUCACGGCUGCCCCAUAG
Sardina pilchardus (European sardine) is the source of this 942-nucleotide messenger RNA. It is a transcript of the gene shisa6a, whose product is annotated as protein shisa-6. Lineage: Eukaryota; Metazoa; Chordata; Actinopteri; Clupeiformes; Clupeidae. The coding region runs from base 1 to 942 and encodes 313 amino acids. The transcript has 5 exons. Gene Ontology annotation, cellular component: AMPA glutamate receptor complex; postsynaptic density; dendritic spine membrane. Gene Ontology annotation, biological process: regulation of short-term neuronal synaptic plasticity; regulation of AMPA receptor activity. The record is from RefSeq and is a predicted model, not a curated record.